AGAUCUGUUUUUUUAACCUGUGAAGUUGGGAAUCAUACGAGUUUAGUGUGUACUUGAGAUGGACUUCGAAGCUGCGGUAGAUUCGACCAUGGAAGACCAAAGCACCCAAAAAAGCAAAUCAACACACGAAGAAGAAGAAGAAGAGUUACAAAGACUUCUGCUACCAGAUGUUCGCGACCUUCCUCAGACUCCUCCUUCCGCUGUUCAAUCCAACUUCGUCUCCUAUUUUGCUCCAGAUUUUAUGAAGCCGGGACACGAUCAGUAUGUUUAUCGUCAUCCCAAUGGAUUGUGUGUGAUCGGUUUGGCUCCCACGCAUGUGGCUUUUAAAGUCGAAGGCGGAAUCACGGCCGUCGAUUUCAAUGUCGGAAAAUCUGAUCGCAGUGGGAUUAAGGUCACCGGAAAGCGCAAGAAGAAUGCACAGCACUUUGAGUCGAAUACGGCUCUAUGUAAAGUUUGCACAAAGGACGCCUCAUAUAUUAUAAGGUGUUGCGUGAAAGGCUCUCUAUUGGAAGUAAAUGACAGGUUAAUCAAGCAGCCACAAUUGCUUAAUUCAUCGGCAGAUAGAGAAGGAUAUAUAGCCAUUAUGAUGCCAAAACCAGCAGAUUGGCUCAGGAUCAAGGAUUCAUUGUUGGGUUCUGAGGAAUAUAGAAAACUACGGGAAAUUUGUUGAGUCUGCAAAGUCUGCUCUUUCAAUUUUUGGUCUGAAUUUGGCUUAACAUUAUAGAGAAAAGAAGCAUAAAUUUUGGUCUUGCGCUUUUGUAUCAGCUUCAAAGGGUUUAUACAUUUCGUUUGAGGAAAUAAUUAUUGUUCCCUCCAUUAUUAAUUCGUUACUUGAUUUACUAUCCAAUUUCC
Morus notabilis is the source of this 852-nucleotide messenger RNA. Its product is annotated as protein Simiate. The transcript is spliced from 6 exons. The record is from RefSeq and is a predicted model, not a curated record. Gene Ontology annotation, cellular component: nucleus. Bases 59 to 670 code for a protein of 203 amino acids. NCBI's taxonomy places the organism in Eukaryota, Viridiplantae, Streptophyta, Magnoliopsida, Rosales, Moraceae.